Sphaerulina musiva SO2202 is the source of this 3481-nucleotide messenger RNA. RefSeq names its product DNA mismatch repair protein MSH3. The coding region runs from base 31 to 3438 and encodes 1135 amino acids. The transcript has a single exon. Gene Ontology annotation, biological process: mitotic recombination; mismatch repair. Lineage: Eukaryota; Fungi; Ascomycota; Dothideomycetes; Mycosphaerellales; Mycosphaerellaceae. The record is from RefSeq and is a predicted model, not a curated record. Gene Ontology annotation, molecular function: ATP binding; ATP-dependent DNA damage sensor activity; mismatched DNA binding. Gene Ontology annotation, cellular component: nucleus.
CUUCGUCCUCCCAUUGAACAUUACAACAUCAUGGGCACCACACGCUCACCGCCGUCGUCGACCCAAAAGUCAUCGCAGUCGAAACAACAAUCUAUUUCGAGGUUCUUCACGCCCAAGCCUGGAAAUCAGAAACCAACGCCGAAGGACAUUCCGCCUCAACGACCUUCACUGGAAACAGCCCCAGAGGCAGAAGAAGAUAGUCUGUUCGUGGAGGGAGACAAGGUCAAUGGGGCUAACAACACGUCCUCCACAGCCAAACGGGCAGCCGAGGACGAUGAGACGCCGCAACCCGUGCAGAAGCGGCAGAGGGCAAGCUCAGAUGAUGGCAAGCAAUCUCAACGUGUAUCGCCAGGGCUAGAGCGUGAGAACAGCGGCAAGAGAGCUCAAGUCCCUGCGAGAACGUCCAAGUACGCUUUCUCCAGCUCGAUUGACUCCGUCACAGACCCUCUGGCUGAGGAGGCCGACGACGAGAAAACCCGACAGCUCAAGGCUCGUCUGCACCAAAAGUUUGUUAAGAAGCUGGGACGUCCCGACAGUAUAGCGAAUAUCAAGCGGCGGAGUGGUUUCAUUGAUGAGGAGACACAAGCGGGUGAAGAUGAUGGACUAGACGAUGAAGAUGAAGAGGAGGCUCCAGCAGCGCCAAAGAAGGGUGGCAGAAAGAUUCCUGCCUCAAGAAAGGGCAAGCUCACACCCCUCGAUCAGAAGGUGGUGGACUUGAAGCGCAAAUACCCAGAUGUGCUGCUUAUCGUUGAAGUCGGCUACAAGUAUAGAUUGUAUGGAGAAGACGCCCGAGUGGCGUCCAAGGUCCUGUCCGUCGUGUGCAUUCCUGGCAAGAUGCGAUUCGACGAGCAUCCAUCCGAAGCUCAUAUGACGAGAUUUGCUGGUGCCAGCUUUCCUACUCACCGACUGCAUGUACACGUGAAACGGCUCAUCAAUGCUGGCUACAAGGUCGGGAUUGUGAGACAGCUAGAAACAGCCGCCCUCAAGGCUGCAGGCACCAACAAGGGCAAAUUGUUCGAGAGAGACCUCACCAAUUUGUAUACCAAAGCAACAUACAUCGAUGACGAAGAAGAACUAGACACGACGCUGGCGGGAGCUGAAGGAGGCGCUCCUGCUUCAGGCCACCUUCUGUGUCUGACAGAAAGCUACCCCAAAGGUGUCGGAUCAGACGAGAAAGUUCAGAUUGGUCUCAUCGCUGUGCAGCCUGCUACAGGAGAGAUCAUCUAUGACGACUUUGAAGAUGGCUGGAUGCGAAGUGAGCUGGAGACACGUCUGCUACACAUCUCACCGGCCGAGUUUGUGAUUGUGGGCGAGGUUUCCAAAGCGACCAAGAAGCUUGUACAGCAUCUGUCUGGAGGCGACGACGCUCGACUCGAGUGGAAAGACAGGCCCAAAACCAUGGCCGCUCAGGCCUACAGCGACAUCACGAAAUUCUACGCCGACAAGAUGAAAGCAGGAGAGCCUCCUUCAACACAAGUACAAUCCUCGCAAGACACUGGCACGCUUUUGGAUAAGGUCCAUAAGUUGUCGGAGAAUGCUACGAUCUGCUUGUCAGCUAUGAUCACCCACCUUACAGAGUAUGGUCUGCAGCAUGUAUUCGAUCUUACGAAGAGCUUUCAAUCUUUCAGCGCGAGAUCACAUAUGCUGCUCAACGGCAACACGUUGACCAGUCUCGAGGUCUAUCGCAACCAGAGUGAUCAAGCAGAAAAAGGCAGUCUGUUCUGGACGCUGAACCACACGCAGACACGUUUCGGUCGGAGAUUGCUGCGCAAAUGGGUUGGCAGACCUCUGCUAGAUCGUGCGAGGCUGGAUGAACGUGUUGCGGCUGUCGAAGAGCUCAGAGAAGGCGCCGGGCAGGCAGGUGUCGAGCGUAUCAAUCGUCUUCUCACCAAAACCAAAGCAGACCUGGAACGGACACUGAUUCGAAUAUAUUACAAGAAAUGCGCUCGAUCUGAACUGCUGCAGUUCUUACAGACUCUGCAAAGCGUGGCCCAGGAGUAUCAUUUUGUCAAUUCGCCAGCCGAUGCAGGCUUUCGUUCCAACAUGAUCAACGAAGCCAUUUUCUCGCUGCCGCAGAUAUCUGAUGAUGUGCUCGACUAUCUCGGACGAAUGAAUCUGCAAGCUGCCAAAGAGAACGACAAGUACAACUUCUUUCGCAGCGAGCACGAGACCGAGGACAUCACAGACCACAAGUGCGGCAUUGUGGCUGUAGAGCAUGACCUUAAUGAAUACAAGAAGACGGCAACUGCGCUGUUGAAGCGAAAGGUGCCGGUAUCAUACAUAACGGUGGCAGAGAUCGACUACCUCAUUGAGCUCGACAAUACCCAGCUUAAGAACGUUCCCGCCACGUGGACGAAGAUCUCGAGUACGAAGAAGAUGAGUCGCUUUCACCCACCAGAAGUGGUUAAGCUGCUGCGCGAGCGUGAUCAACACAAGGAAUCUCUUUCGAAUGCUUGUGAUGCCGCGUUCGCUUCUCUCCUCACUGCAAUUGGCUCCAAAUACCAAGCUUUCCGCGACUGCAUACAGUCCCUGGCUCUACUCGACUGUCUCUUGUCGCUGGCAUCUGUAGCCCAACAACCCGGAUACUGUAAGCCUACUUUCUCCGAUAGUCCCGGCAUCUCCAUCACCGCCGGUCGACAUCCGAUGGUGGAGCAGUUGCUUCUCGACAAUUUCGUCCCCAAUUCCAUUGACCUUGCUGGCAACGCUACACGAGGUCUCCUCAUCACCGGACCCAAUAUGGGUGGCAAGUCCUCGUACGUUCGCUCCGUUGCUCUGAUCGCCAUCAUGGCUCAGAUCGGAUCGUACGUCCCGGCAGAGGCUUGCGAGCUUGGUUUGCUCGAUGCUGUUUUCACUCGCAUGGGGGCUUUCGACAACAUGAUGAAGGGUGAAUCUACAUUCAUGGUUGAGCUCUCGGAGACCAGCGAUAUCUUGAAGCAGGCUACGCCUCGAAGUCUUGUCAUACUGGAUGAGCUCGGUCGCGGAACGAGCACGCAUGAUGGUGUUGCCAUCGCGCAGAGUGUGUUGCAGCAUAUGGUCAUGGUGCAGAAGAGUUUGACCCUGUUCAUUACACACUACCAAUCAAUGGCUCGCAUUGCAGACAGUAUGAAUGUGGCUGACGGAGAAGCUAAACCAUUGAAGAAUGUGCACAUGACUUUCACAGAGAACACUGCAUCGAAGGCGGAUGCGGCAGAGAAAGAAAUCACGUUCUUGUAUGAGGUUGGCGAGGGUGUCGCACAUCGCAGCUACGGUCUCAAUGUCGCGAGGCUGGCAGGCUUGCCGAAGAGUUUGCUUGACGAGGCUGCUCGCAGGUCAAAAGCCAUGGAAGAGGAGGAGGCGAGGAGACGAGUCACGUAUUUGGCGAAAGCUCUGGCGGGACUGGUGAGUGAGGGUAGCGAGGUUGCGCUGGAGCGGCUCGUGAAUGGUAUCGAGCAGCUGUAAAGAAUGAAUGUAUAGAGUAGAGUAAGCUGUAAGCGAUAGCGAU